GCAAUUUACCGUCGCAUCGAGGAAGCGGCUUUUAUUUAUCGGACACAAUAAUGGCUGCUACCCAACAACACCGCCGUGUACUGAACGCCCCAGUCGACAUUGGAGGGUCCCCGGUGUUUUUGUCUUCGCCCUGAAGCCGCCACUACCUCCGUUCCUUCCCUGGCCUGACUGCCUACCCACAAUGCACUGCCAGAGGCUUUUGUGUGUCUCUGACAGACCGACGUAACCAUCGCUGCUGCCAAUUCACCAGCCAGUCCACAUCACAGCAACACAGCAGAAAGGUCUUGCCCUGGUUGAUCUUGUUCAUUGUCUUACUGGAAUCAUGUCUGGCCCAGGGGACUUACCAGCCCUAGAGGGGCCCGGGAUGGGCGGGAUGGGCGGGAUGAAGCUUCCCAUUGGGAUGACCCGACGAGCCCUCAGCUACGACGAUAACCUGGAGGCCCCCAUGUCCACGCCCCCCCACGACAUCAGCAUCAACAACCUGUGGAGACGACCCAUCAUACCGGAAAGGAGGUUCUCGCACCUGGCUGAGGAGGAUGAGGCUGGUGCUGUGAGUCAGUCUACAGGGCCGGACAGCGCCCCCUCCAGGUCACCAAGUGUAGUGAAAGCCAAGGCCUCCUCUGUCAUCAUGAAUUCUCUCAUCACCAAGCAGACACAGGAUAGUGUGUACAAGUUUGAGCAGAGGGUGGGUCUCACUGACACCAGCUACACGCCCCACAAAGGCCUCACCGCUGAGGAGACGAGACACCACCACCGGAUUCCAGAAUCCCUACAUAAACUGCAAAUCCGGAGCAUGGAGACCAGAGAAGAGCGGCAGACCUCCUCCACCCAGUCCACUCCAUCCAACACACCACACAGCUCUCCAAAACAACAACGCAGGGCCUGGUUCGGCAGUACAAGCUCAGAGGUCAGCGGUAGCUCCACCAACAGCAGUGUGGACCUGGGAGACGCAGUCGGAGGGGGAGGGGGAGGAGGUGUAGGUGGCGUGGUGGAGCGGUGGAGCAUGUUUGGGCCGCGGCCGCUUGUACAGAAGUCGACCUCUGACCUGGAAUCAGAGCACAACACAAAUGCAGCAGGCUUUGCGCUGCAGGCGUACCGUGGUGCCCAGAAGCCAUCCCCCAUGGAGGUAAUGAAGUCACAGGCCACGCGUCUGGGUGACAACCCUGCUGCUCAGGCGGCGGCCCCUCCCAAAAUGGAGAUUCCCACAGUAGAGGGUCGACGUCAGGGAGCUCGACCGCACAAGAUCAAACACAGAGACAUGAACAUCCUGACGCCCUCUGGCUUCUAACACGUCACAUGACAUCAAAGCUGCACGUCACUCAGACGCUAAAGGUCCCAUAAAAUGAAAGCUUCUCUCUCAUAUUGUUACACAACUCAGCUGCUUUCAAAUGUUGACGUCUUGCACCUGAGAUGGCAUUUCCAUCCAGUGAAUUUGGGGUGAGCAAACUGACCCCUUCAAAUAUUAACGUUAUUACAACUUUGGUCUGAUUUUUGUAGUUUUGUACAUUAAUAAUAACACUGCACUCAACAAGUUAAUAACUGACAUCUGGAAUAGCAACAAUAUUUUUAAAAAGAUGUCAGAUGAGACGGGUUGUAAACAAAGCCCCAGGUUAGAGAAGAAAACAAGGAGGAAUUGAAAAAGUGUUUGUUGUACACAACCAUCAUAGUUUACAGACCGAGUUCCUGUGUCAACUUUGACCUACUGUAACUACUGUAGUUGUAUGGUUUUCCAGUCAGCGAAGUGGAUUAAUUAAUCUGGCUAAACUGUUUACAACCUGUAGGAUCCUCUGACCGUUGCUUCUUGCCCCACCGGACUUUGUUGCAUCAGUGUCUGCGUGUUCCCAGAACUUAAAUAACUACUGAUGGUCAAAACCACAAAAGCAAGACCCAGGUUGUGUUGUGGAAUUAUACUUGAAGCUAACUGCCGCUAGCUACGAAUACAUAGGCUUGAAUUUUGGUGCCGGUUUGCAACAUCCUCAAUAUUAGUAGCACAGUUGUCUGCUGACGAUGGCUCCAAAGUAUCUGCUCUUAAUUGUGCCGGUCAUGACAUUUCACUCGGUCUUGUCUUCCUCCUCAGUAACAGUCAGUUUUGGAGGGAAGCAGCUAUUAUCAGUGUCCAUUUUGCAGUCUUUUUUUUUCAUAUAAAAACCACAUUAAACCUAAAUCUAAAAGUCAUUUUAUGGGACCUCUUUAACAGCAGCACCCACAUUCAGAUAGCCAUUGUACUGUCCACCAUCUUCACCACUGAAACAACUCUGGUUAAAAAAAAAAAUGUAGACAGUUUCCCAUCUGCACUGCUUUGUGGCAUUUACUGUGUUGCUUGGCUAUAAAAUCCAACUCUCUGCGAUCCUUCACCCUUUUAACUGUUCCAUCCAGUUGCAGCAUGCUCACAUAAACAUGGGCUCAAGUUAACAAAUUCAGCAUGUAUCAACCUGAGUCCAGAUAACCUAGUGGACCACUGACUGACAACUUUGCCCAGUUGAAGGUGAAGGUGAAGAUGAAGGUGACCCUGAUUGAAAAGGAUAUCCCUGUAAAUGCACUUUAUCCCCACUCUUCCCACCACAGAGACUAGCUCUGUUAUCUGCUCACCAGGAUGCAAAUUAAUGCAAGAAAAAACCUCCUCUGCUUCAGAGUUGAUAGUCUUUACAUCCUGUCUCUUCUUAAAGGGGCAUUUCACUAAGCAGGGUGGGAUUAAUAUGUCUAACAAAUGGCUUAAGUGUAGUUUAAUACCAAUAAAACCAACUGAACAAAAAAGAUCCAUAGAAAAUUGUACAAAUUCUGUCUCAGGAAAUCUUGGAAAUUUGACUCCUGCUCACUGAAACGUUCCACUUGUUUUGCGUUACACUUUUUUUUUUUGCUGUUUUAGUGUAUAGAUUAAGAUUUUUUUUUUAUCUGCUACAGUAGCAACAAAUUUUGUUCCUUUUAGGAUCAGAAGAAAAAAUGACCACCUGGUGUGUGUGUGUGUGUGUGUGUUUGCAGAAAUCAGAGCUACAUGUGACCAAGACUCACACAUUGACAUGGUCCAGUGUUUCCAUUACUGGAGUCAAAACAGAAAAGUUAAAAGAACCAAAAAGAAGAAGAGGUUUAGAGUCUCUUUAAAGGUUCAGUGUGUGAGCUCAGAUUUUUUUCUACCCAUGGUUACAUAUGAAGGAUUCCUGUUUCUGUUUCUGAUGAGUUUUGGUGCUUAACUGACUAAAGAGACCACUGGCCAGAUCCUGCAGAAACCUUGUGUCACUCAGAAAAAGGGAAACAUCUUGCCUUACAAUAACAUUAAAUGACUGAAAUACAGGGUUUAUUUUAGAACUGCUAGCUUACUGCUAAUAAAUGCAUAUUCAUACAAGGUUCCUGCAAGAUGCUGUGGUUGUGUGUAAAGCUUCAAAGUGCUUAAUAAGCACUAUGAUUCACCUGUUAAAUGAAAUGUAGGGCUGGUUGUUGUUGUUAUUAUUGCACUUUUAUUAUUAAGUAGAAACACUCUGUUGGCUCGUGAUCUGUGUAAUGUACCACAGCAGUGGAAGAGGUUGUCUGUUUUAUGGAGUAAAUAUUUCAAAUGCAAGUAAUUUGCCACCUGUAACUGCUGUGGUGUCAAUCAAAUGUUGUCAGUUUUCUUUUUAUUUUGACAAACGAUCUUAAAGCUGGACAGAAAACACACUCUGUUGUCAGCAGCUGUAAAUAUUAAAUGAAUAUGACUGUUUCUGCUCUGUUCAAUUUUGUUGUUACCUAGUUUGUGUUCACAAGUGCUCUGUGUUUAAAGUGACGCUGUUCCCUUUAAAUCUCUCCCUGACUGUGAAGUAUCACAUCUGUAUGGUAGUGAGUCUAUUACAGUUUCUGUUUCUGUUCCACAUUUUUCCCAGUGGAUGUUCAGAGACAUUUUCUUUGAUUUGUACAGUCUCUGUACUGUUUUCUUUUUCUUUGCCUCAACAGUCUGGAAAUUGAGAAUAAAUGUUAAAUUUCCAUCAGAAAAACAAAA
This is a messenger RNA of Morone saxatilis (striped sea-bass), 3967 nucleotides long. RefSeq names its product putative monooxygenase p33MONOX. Bases 323 to 1288 code for a protein of 321 amino acids. The record is from RefSeq and is a predicted model, not a curated record. The transcript is spliced from 9 exons. Gene Ontology annotation, cellular component: cytoplasm. NCBI's taxonomy places the organism in Eukaryota, Metazoa, Chordata, Actinopteri, Moronidae.